This is a messenger RNA of Neopelma chrysocephalum (saffron-crested tyrant-manakin), 3300 nucleotides long. It is a transcript of the gene SLC26A7, whose product is annotated as solute carrier family 26 member 7. The record is from RefSeq and is a predicted model, not a curated record. Gene Ontology annotation, cellular component: membrane. Gene Ontology annotation, molecular function: oxalate transmembrane transporter activity; sulfate transmembrane transporter activity; chloride transmembrane transporter activity. The transcript is spliced from 19 exons. Gene Ontology annotation, biological process: transmembrane transport. NCBI's taxonomy places the organism in Eukaryota, Metazoa, Chordata, Aves, Passeriformes, Pipridae. The coding region runs from base 233 to 2182 and encodes 649 amino acids.
UUUGCCACUGGAAUGAGGCCAAAAGCACAAGCAUUACAGGGAUAUAAAGCAGGAGGUUACUGGAAAGAAUCAUAAACUAACGUGAGAUGAGACCAAAUUUUUUCAAAUAGCAGAAAAUGUGAUCUUUGCUUUUUGGAGCUGAAAAAUCUCAGAAGAAAACUGGAGACUAACACAGAUCAGUAUCACUCCUCAACUGUGCACCCUUCUGAGGCACUGCUUUUGUGGGGUGGGAAUGAUGACAGGGGCAAAAAGGAAAAGAAGCACAGUCUGGAGGAAAAUCCAGGCUGUUCGCUUUGAAGAUAUCAAAGCCUGGUGUAUGAGAAGGCUGCCCAUCUUGAAAUGGGUGCCCGUCUACAACUGGAAAGAAAGUUUGGUUCCUGAUACAGUUUCUGGGAUGAUGCUAGCCAUCCAACAGGUGACUCAAGGGCUAGCCUUUGCUGCUCUGUCUUCAGUCCAUCCAGUUUUUGGUCUAUAUGGCUCUUUCUUCCCUGUCACAGUUUAUGCCAUAUUUGGAAUGGGACGUCAUGUUGCAACAGGAACUUUUGCUUUAACUUCCUUAAUAUCUGCCAAUGCAGUUGAGCGUCUUGUUCCUUCAGUCACCACUAAUUUCACUGCAAGCAAUAAUUCGGGAAUUUUGGGCUUAUCGGAGUUUGAAAUGCAGAGGAUUGGAGUUGCAGCAGCAGUUUCGUUUCUAGGAGGAAUCAUUCAGGUAGCAAUGUUUAUGCUGCAGUUGGGCAAAGCCACGUUCUUGUUAACAGAGCCAGUAAUAAGCGCGAUGACAACAGGAGCAGCUACACACGUUGUGACUUCACAAGUGAAGUAUCUGCUGGGAAUGAAAAUGCCAUAUAUAUCGGGACCACUGGGAUUUUUUCAUAUUUAUGCCUACGUAUUUGAGAAUAUCAGAUCAGUUCAGCUGGAGGCUUUACUUCUCUCCUUGCUGAGCAUUGUGGUGCUUGUUCUUGUUAAAGAACUGAAUGAGAAAUUUCGGAGAGACAUUAAAGUUGUUCUUCCCAUCGAUCUACUUCUGAUAAUUGCUACAUCCAUUGCUUGCUACUAUGGUGAUAUGGAAUACGUCUAUGGCCUAGAAGUUGUGGGACAUAUUCCUAAAGGGUUGCCAUCACCAAAAAUGCCACCCAUGAAUGUCCUGCCUGAAAUAGUCACUGAAGCUUUUGGAGUAGCACUGGUUGGUUAUGUGGCCUCACUAGCUCUUGCUCAAGGCUCUGCUAAAAAGUUUAAAUACACUGUGGAUGACAACCAGGAAUUUUUGGCUCAUGGCCUCAGCAACGUGAUUCCUUCAUUUUUCUUUUGCAUACCAAGUGCUGCAGCGAUGGGACGGACUGCACUUUUGUACAGUACGGGCGCCAAAACACAGGUGGCUUGCCUUAUCUCUUGUGUACUAAUUCUUGUGGUGAUCUAUGCAAUUGGACCUCUGCUGUACUGGCUUCCUAUGUGUGUCUUAGCAAGCAUUAUUGUUGUGGGGUUGAAGGGGAUGCUAAUGCAGUUCUGUGACUUAAAAAAAUAUUGGAAUGUGGAUAAAAUAGACUGGAGCAUAUGGGUUAGUACCUACGUGUUUACAAUAUGCUUUGCUGCCAAUGUGGGACUGUUGUAUGGCAUUGUCUGCACUAUAGUAAUUGUGAUUUUCCGCUUUCCCAGAGCAAAGGCGCUGAAUUUGAAAAAUGUGAAAGAAGUGGAAUAUAAAUACAAAGCAGAAGAUAAUUGUGAAUCAUUGAAACAGGUGAAGAUAAUUUCAGUCAACAAUCCAUUAGUCUUUCUGAAUGCCAGGAAAUUUCAUGCUGACCUGAUAAAGAUAAUCCAGAAGGAUAGCAUGAGCAGCCAGUGUGAGCAGAACACAUUGCUCUGUUCAUUUUCCAAUGGAAGUUGUCAUGGUGAGUCUGUGCAGUCAUGUCACAAUGAGAGACAUGUUUUGAUAUUAGACUGCAGUGGACUGAAUUUCUUUGACUACACUGGAGUCUCAAUGCUUCUUCAGAUUUACAUGGACUGUAAGAACAGACACAUCGAUGUGUUGCUAGCACACUGCAAAGCUUCCUUGAUAAAAGCAAUGCAGUACGGUGGAUAUCUUGAAUCUGAAAAUCCUGUCUUUUUUGACUCUAUUUCUUCAGCAAUUGAUGCCAUUCAAAUUCACAGGAAUUACAGCAAAUACAGUGAACAGAGUGAAGUGUGAUGCCCACCCAUUGAGUAUGGCUAGUUUCAUCUGCUCAUAUUCAGAAUGAACUACACUAUGGUUUCUCCUUAGGUUUUUUCACCAGUGGAUCUCAUAGAUGAUCUUUUGUAUGCCAUAUAUAUGUAAUACAUUCAGUAAUGACAGAUCUGCCAUUCAGAAAGAAAGUCUUUCAGCUGCUAUCACUCAGAGAAUGUUCAUGCAAUUGUUCUAUAGUGGUUUUAUAUAAUAUUUUUAUAUUUAGAUAAAAAUUACACUUAGAUAAAAAUUAUUAAAAAGUAGACAUGAGGUACUGACUGUGUUUACCAGUGAGAUAUAUUCUUUUAGAUAUCUUUUAUCGUACCAUUAGUUGUAAUAUGCCUCUGUAGUUUUGUGUAUGAAAUAGAGACAUUUUGAAUUCUUAAAAGAGUAUGUUAUCAUUGAUAGAGUAUAUGCAGGGAGCCAUAUACCAAUGCAUACUGUUUCUAAUGUCUUUACUUACCCUUCCUUCUGUUCAAGACAGCCAUUUGCAGUAACAGCAUCAUAUCAGAGCUAUCAUAUGCUUCCAUUUUUCAUUCUUGUCUUUGUAUGCUUUUUAAUGCCUACCGAGGUCCAUGGGAAAACUGUAUACAGAGAAGGCAGCUGCAUGUUGACUAAGUGCCCCUUAGAUUGUCCCCCCCCAGUAGUUGUCAUUAGUUGCUACAUUUUCAAAGCCAUAGGUGUUCUUUAGCUCAGACUGAAAAGAAAAAACUUGUUUCCAGCAUAGAAUAGUCUUUAUUUCCAGUUUGAGCUGUGAUUUUUUUGGUAUUGAACUCUUUAGCUAUGGCAGCUGAGAGAUGACAGUGGAGACACAUAAAGUGCGUGCCACAUUUCAGCCCUAAUCCUGAUUAGGGAUGUGCAGUACUGUGUGUGAGCACACAAAGUGGAUAGAGGAAUUCACAGGUUGAGUAUUUGGUUUGUAUUUGUAGAUUGUCAGCAAUCAUACUAGAUUAUACUAUCACAUCAGUAUCAUGUUAUAUGGCAAUACACUGAGGCCUUCCAGUACCUGAAGGGAGCCUACAAGAGACAUGCAGAGAGAGUAUUUACAAAAGCAUGUAGUGACAGAAGGGGGAAUGGCUUCAAAUCAAAAGAGAAUAAGUUUA